Oxyura jamaicensis (ruddy duck) is the source of this 3270-nucleotide messenger RNA. It is a transcript of the gene AXIN2, whose product is annotated as axin 2. The coding region runs from base 107 to 2617 and encodes 836 amino acids. The transcript is spliced from 10 exons. NCBI's taxonomy places the organism in Eukaryota, Metazoa, Chordata, Aves, Anseriformes, Anatidae. Gene Ontology annotation, biological process: negative regulation of canonical Wnt signaling pathway. The record is from RefSeq and is a predicted model, not a curated record.
AGAGGAGGCUCAGAGGAUCCCCUGCUGACUUGAGCGAGAGGCAGGCAGAGGCGCAGGCGGCUCCUGCAGGAUCUCCGAGCCCCUCUCCCCGCCGGGCUCCGGAGCCAUGAGCAGCGCCGUGGUCCUCGCCCACCUCCCAGACCCCAGCAGCAGCUUCAGGGAAGACGCCCCCCGGCCCCCUGUCCCGGGGGAGGAAGGAGAGGCACCAUGCCCGCAGCCCGCCAGCUCCUUCCUCGUGAAAAGCCAAAGCUUCAAGGCCAUGCCGGUGCCUCCUGCCCCGAGGAGGAAUGAGAACGGGCUCGGGGAGCCGGAAGGCAGCGCGUCUCCAGACUCCCCUCUGGCCAGAUGGACCAAAUCCUUGCAUUCCUUGUUGGGAGAUCAAGAUGGUGCCUAUCUUUUUCGGACCUUCUUGGAAAGGGAAAAAUGUGUGGAUACCUUAGACUUCUGGUUUGCCUGCAAUGGCUUCAGGCAGAUGGACCUUAAGGAUACCAAAACUUUGAGAGUAGCCAAAGCUAUAUACAAAAGGUACAUCGAGAACAACAGCAUUGUCUCCAAGCAGCUCAAGCCUGCUACUAAGACCUACAUAAGGGAUAGCAUCAAGAAGCAGCAGAUAGAUUCUAUCAUGUUUGAUCAGGCACAGACUGAGAUUCAGACUGUGAUGGAGGAAAAUGCUUACCAGAUGUUUCUAACUUCUGAUAUAUACCUCGAAUAUGUAAGGAGUGGAGGAGAGAAUCCUGCUUACAUGAACAGCAGCGGACUGGGGAGCUUAAAAGUUGUCUGUGGCUAUCUCCCGACCUUGAAUGAAGAAGAGGAAUGGAGCUGUGCAGACUUCAAAAACAAAAUCCUGCCUUCAGUGGUUGGACUAUCCAGCAAGACGUUGAGGGUUACAGCGAACGUCAGAGCUACGGAAACUAUCGAGAACGGCUACAGGUCCUUCAAGAGGAACGAUCCCGUUAACCCCUACCAUGUGAAUUCCGGCUAUGUCUUUGCCCCCGCAACGAGCGCAAACGACAGUGAAAUAUCCAGUGAUGCCCUGACGGAUGACUCCAUGUCGAUGACGGACAGCAGCGUAGAUGGGAUCCCCCCGUACAGAAUUGGGAGCAAGAAGCAGCUCCAGAGGGAGAUGCAUCGGAGCGUUAAGGCCAACGGUCAAGUUUCUCUACCUCAUUUUCCGAGGACCCACCGGCUUCCCAAGGAGAUGACCCCGGUGGAGCCGGCUGCCUUCGCUGCGGAGCUCAUUUCCCGGCUGGAGAAGCUGAAGCAGGAGCAGGAAACCAUGGACAGUCUGGAGGAGAGGCUGCAGCAAAUCAAGGAGGACGAGGAGAAGGAGGGCUCGGAGCUCCCUGCCAGCCUGCAGAGCAGUCGGGAGAUGGUGAACCCCCAGCACCCGCAGCACCCGCUCUCGCUCCUACCGUCCGGCAGCUACGAGGAGGACCCCCAGGCCAUCCUGGACGAGCACCUCUCCCGCGUGCUGAAGACCCCCGGCUGCCAGUCUCCCGGCAUGGGCCGGCACAGCCCCCGCGCCCGCUCCCCUGAUCGCCUGCCGGGAGGCAAGCUGCAGCCCGGUGUGGCCUCGCCGGCCGCCUGCACCCUCCUGGGCAAGGGAUUUAUCACCAAGCAGACCACCAAGCACGUCCACCACCACUACAUCCACCACCACGCUGUCCCCAAGACGAAGGAGCAGAUCGAAGCGGAGGCGGCUCAGCGGGCGCAGUGCUGCUGCCCAGCCGGCAGCGACUACUACUGCUUCUCCAAGUGCAAGGGCCACCUGAAAGGCACGGACCCACCUCUCCCUCCGCUGGAGCCCUUUGGCAGGACGGGCACGCUGACCAAGAGGCCGGGCAGAGGAGCGGAGAGCAUCGCCCUGCCGGCUGGGGACGGGGGGCUGCCCGGCCCCGGAGGGGUGCAGCUACCUGGCGGUGAGGCGGACCGGGCGCAGAACGUCUGGCAGUGGAUGCUGGAGAGUGAGAGACAAAAUAAGCACAAGCCCCAUAGCACACAAAGCACAAAGAAGGCCUACAGCUCCGACUUCACCAAGGGGGCCCCCAGCGAGCGCCCCGGCCGCCACCACCCCUGGGGGACCGGCAGCCACCCGCGCGGGGUGCAGCCCGCCCACCCCUUCGUCCAGGACCCCACCAUGCCCCCGCUCACCCCACCCAACACCCUCGCCCAGUUGGAGGAAGCGUGUCGCCGGCUCGCCGAAGUCUCCAAGCCUCAGAAGCAACGAUGUUCAACCUCAAAUCAGCAGAGGGAUCGAAACCACUCCGCUGCUGUUCAGGGGGGAAACACCCCUUUUUGCAAUGCAAGUCUAACGACAGAAGAUCACAAAGAGCCAAAGAAACUCCCGGUUGUUCACACCUCUCAGUCUAGUGAGUUGGUUGUCACCUAUUUUUUUUGCGGAGAAGAAAUUCCCUACAGGAGAAUGUUAAAGGCCCAGAGCCUGACACUUGGGCACUUUAAAGAGCAGCUGAGCAAAAAGGGAAAUUAUAGAUACUACUUCAAAAAAGCAAGCGACGAGUUUGACUGUGGUGCAGUGUUUGAAGAGAUUUGGGAAGAUGAAACAAUUCUGCCCAUGUACGAAGGAAGGAUUCUUGGGAAAGUAGAAAGGAUCGAUUGAUGGCAUCUGUGUUUCUUAAGAAAAUUUAAGCUAGAAAAGUCUUUGGACACACAACAGUAGUGAUGACAAGGAAAAAAAACUCUGAAGGAAAGUUUUGAACCAAUGAAGAAAAAAAAGUGAAGUCUCUGAAGACUUUGCUGAAUUAGCCUUAGAGGAAAAAAAUGGCAUUUAUUAUUCAUGAGUUGGGUACUGAGAUGAUAAAAACCCUGAACUAUUUAUUAAAAACAUGACCACUGUUGGCUAUUGGAGAUGCAGACUGUGUUUGAGAGACUUCCAUACAUAAUAUAUGAUUUCCUGGGGAUCUGAAAUCUAUGGACUAAGAGAAACUAUGUAUAGCUUACCUUAACAGGAAUCCUUAUUGAUAUUUAUUGAACAGUCUGUUUUCCCUUAAGUCCAGUUUUUGGAUAUGCUGCUUUAACAAUGGAGAAGAGAAGGGCUGGGAAGUGGGGUGAUGGGAGGAAGGAUUAUUUUAUUUUUUUAUAUUGUUCCCCCUAUCUAAAAUUUAGGAGUACGGCCAGGAGCGCAUUCACCAUUAUUUUUUUUAAGGGGGAGGAGGGAAGGAUGUUGUGCCCAAUAUUUCUCCAAGUGAAGAUAAAUUCUAAAGGAAUAAUAAUAAUAAUAAUAAAGAAAUUAAAAUACUGUCCUACCAUCCA